Cuscuta epithymum is the source of this 1170-nucleotide messenger RNA. NCBI's taxonomy places the organism in Eukaryota, Viridiplantae, Streptophyta, Magnoliopsida, Solanales, Convolvulaceae. The record is from the annotation of a GenBank genome assembly.
AGCAAUCAGGUCAAUAUCAGUGUUCAUAUAUUAGAGAUCUAAGCCGCGAUGUUGGGCAUUUUACGGCGCAAAGCUGCUUCCGGCGCGUCAUCUGCUUCGGUUCGUAGUAUAUAUGAAUGUAUAUAUGUGUGCUCAUGUGUUGAACGCGCGAUUAGUUCCUUGCUUUUUUAUUUUCGUUAGUUUGAAUUUUCUGGAGCAGAGUUUAGGGAAAUCCUUGCGUGCAAUUCAACCUGGAUUAUUGAGUCCCAAAGCAUGCUCCUCUGUUGCUGACGAGUUCACUGCAAAGAUCAAUACAUCACGGGCAUUUUCUUUUACUGGUUCUAGAUGGGCAGGCGUAGCUAGCCAAUUCAGCUCAAACUCCGCUACAAAUGAUAGUAGUGGUAUUUACUGUGGAAAUGUGGACGCAGAUAUUGAUUACAAGGUAAACCCAUCUGUGGUUGCAUCUUACCGGAAAGGAUUAUUUGUUGGUUUGCCAACCAAGCAUAUCGAGUUUCACCGGGCUUUCUCUACAAUUGCAGAUAGACCUGCAAACAUAAGUGAUGAUGGGAAAAAGGUCCUUCGUCCAUUAUCACCUCAUCUUGCUGUUUAUAAGCCUCAGACAAGUUCGACAUCAUCUAUUCUACAUAGAAUAUCUGGAGCUUACUUAGCUGCUGUCGUUUUCGGCUUUCAUGUUAUUUAUCUGAAAGUCGGCUCAGUUUGCCUCAGCUACAACAAUUUCUACCAAUUAUUGUUUUAUUCAUCAACUCUCAGCCAACUUGCUCUUGCAAUAGCUCCCGUAGCAAUAUCCUAUCACGUGGUCAAUGGGGUUCGUCAUUUAGUGGCGGAUUUUUCAGGAUAUCUCUUUCCAAAAAUUGGAAGAAAAAAGCUGAAAGGGCUGUAAAGUGGGAUGACUCAAGUAUUUACCUUGUUCCCGAUAAAACUUUGUGUUUUGCUAUAAUAUUUUCUCAUUUUCUGCAAUCUCAUGCAUUUCUAGAUCCCAGAAGCUCUGUGAUUCUUGGUAUGCGUUGGAUUGGAUCUGAUCUUAUAUCAACUGAUGAUGAUAUUUGCAGUUGAAAUAGAAACAAACAAGUGGUUUAUGAAUAAAUAUUGUGAAUUAUUAUUGUAUUUGCAAUUUUGCAUUCAGCAUCCCCUCAUAACCAUUCCUUAUUAAAAUUCAAAUAUGAAUAAAAC